UGGUAGAUUCAGUGGCUGCCCGGCCACCACGCCGGCACAACUACUUUUAUUGCUGCCAUAUUUAUAGCGACAAACGCACAUAUCUUUUAUUAUUUAACAUUUAAUGUGGACGGCAAAUCAUGUGUUAGAUCAAUCAACUUGUUCAGGCUCAGUGUUAUCAAGGAAAUUUUUUAACGUUUUAGUGAUUUUAUUAUUCAUGUGAUUAAUUGUGCUUUUCUCAUGGCCAGAGUCAUAGAAAACGAUUUUAAAUACUGAAGAAAAAUGCCAACGGCGGACGCAGAGCCAGCUCUGGUAGAAGACAUCGGUCAAUUAGAAGACUUGGAUGAACCCCCUGCUGGCAGAGGCGGGAGGGGAACGGGUGGAGGUGCCAGAGAAACCGGGGAAAGAGGGUCGCGUGAUGUCGGUAGAGAUGGACGAGAUGCUCGUGACAAUGGACAGGGUGGUAGAGCCGGGUUAAUGAAACCCCUCGUUGUUCUAGCACUUCCGGGGAUGUAUCUUUUUUAUAAAUAUAGUCAGUAUCGGCGUGAACAGCGUGAAUUGUCGAGAAGAAGAAUAACUGAACGUGAAUUGCAGCAUUUGCAUCAUAAAAUUGAUAAACUACUCACCAAGUUGGAAGAAAAUGAACCCGAGUUGGCUUCCUCACAAGAAGACGAAUGUGUCAUCUGCGUAAACGCAAGAGCGACCAUGCAAACAGCGCCAUGUGGUCACCGUGUGGUUUGCAGACGAUGCUUUGUUAAAACAAUACAGAUGGCCGUUUCUCAAAGACUGUUACCCCUAAGAUGCGUCAUCUGUCGUGCUAAAAUUUUACGAUUAAAACAAACGCUUAUUCCUCGUGAUUAUUCAAUGUCGGGAAAAUCGUGGGUACUGCCUCAGAGUGCAUCAGAGUACAGUAUGGGCGCAGGUGUCGGAACGAGCGGGAGUGUCAGUGGUAAUAGAUGGUCCAGUGGUAAUGUACCAGCAUCAGCUUCACUCUAUUCAAUGGCCAGUGGAUCAUCCUCAAUAUCUGGCGUGUCUUCCGUAUCGUCAGCAACCUCGACGUCCUCAUCGUCAGCAGGAAGUACCGCGAGUGCUCCUGUUAAACUUUCCCGACACUUGAGACAGCCAUCAGGUGUUACCUUCAGACGAACACAAACUCAGUCCAUGAAAAUGAGAAUACACGAGUACCAGGAUCCUAGUCCGCAGAUUAACGAUAAUGAUGAAAACCGUGAUAAUAAUAAUAAAAAUGACCGUCGACUGCCACCGAUCAAAGAGUUCCAGCGAGAUUAUCGAGCUGGAAAAGCUUCCACAAGGCUUAGAUGCGCACAGAAAAUUGUAACUCAAUUGGAAAUAACACCAAGCUACAGAGUGUCACUCUGUAGUCCUGCGACGACAUCAAACGCGGAAGCAUCAACGCAAUCAAGACCAACAUCAUCAUCAUCAACGUCAUCUUCCGUAUCCGCGACAGCCUCAGUAUCAACAAAAACAGUAACUCCAGUGUCAUCGUCAACAAAAAGACCGAGUAGUGUCUCGAGAAAGCCUUUGACGGCAGUUCAAGAGGUCCAGAAUACUAAAAAAGAAAAGGAGAAAGAAAAAGAACGUGAGAAAGCGGAAAAAGCGCGAAUUAAAGAAGAAGAGAAAGCGGAGAAGGCCAGACAAAAGGAGGCGAAAAAACUGGCCAAGGAAGAAAAGAAGAGAGCGAAAAAAGAAGCCAAGGCACGACGAAAGGAAGCCGAGGAGGCUCUUCUUCGAGACGAUAAAUAAAAUAGAUGAAUAAAUUUUUUUUUUUAUUUUCUUUGGAUUUUUAUUCCUCCUGCCAAUCCUAGAAGAUCAAUUGCCGAACAAUAAUAUUUUUUAUGUUAUUUAUUAUCAAUAUUAUCCUUACGAUCUUAAAUAAAUCCUAAUUAACAAGCGGCUUAAAAUCAUAAACAAAAUAAUUUUAAAAAAUAGGCGAUAAAAAAAACGUUAAGUCUAGUGGCCAAAAAAUAUUUAUUAACUGUAAUUGUAACUUUAUUAUUAUAUACAUUCAAUCCUAUAGGGAUUUUUUUGCAUUUAUCAACAGCCAUGUGCUAAAAAAUAUCAGGUUAAUUUUAGACUAAUGCAAUUAGUUCGGCUAGGAUUUAAAUUUAAUGGCUCACUUAUCAUUUUUAUUGACUUCUCAUUACUUAUAAAAAGUGUUUAUUUGCUUAUAAAGCAGUGAACCCCCAUGAAAAAAAUUUAUAAAAAAAAUAUAUGUUAAAAUAUAAAAAAAAAAUAUUUUUCAUAUAAAAAAAAUAUAUUAAAAAUACAUAAAAAUAUAUAAAUAUAUAUAAAAUAUGUAUUAAAA
Messenger RNA from Microplitis mediator, 2302 nucleotides. RefSeq lists its product as uncharacterized. Bases 262 to 1740 code for a protein of 492 amino acids. The record is from RefSeq and is a predicted model, not a curated record. Lineage: Eukaryota; Metazoa; Arthropoda; Insecta; Hymenoptera; Braconidae. The transcript is spliced from 7 exons.